AUGCAAGAAGCUACUCGUUCUACUCAAACUGGAAAACACUAUAUUAGCACUAUUAUAACCAAAGACGGCUUUACCGAUAAGCCUUUUAUAGCCGUCUUCCUAAUUAGCGCAUUGUUAUACUUUAGUGCAAUUGGACUUUUCGUUGGCCGCUCUAAUGUCGCCUCUUCAGCCGGCAAAAAGCUCUUGGCUAGUCUUGACUUCAAAACCGGACUUGUUAACUGUAUGGCUCCCGUUCUAUUGGUCUUCUUAAUGACUGAGUGUAUAUUCUUAUCUCUAUUCACUAUUCCAGUCGUAACAAUUCAUCUGGCUUUCUGGAUGAUUUUCAUUGGAGGUCCCAUUGGUGCCGUGAUGUUCUUUUUGCCCAUCCAUGCUUUAUUUGCGAUUAUCGCGAUAGCUAUGCUGGCUAUCUUUUACUUCCUUAACUUUAGGGAGAUAAAGAAGCAGGCACCACGUGUUUCGACUAUUGCUGGCAUUCUUUUGGCCAAUAACUUCUCUUUUAUCUUAUAUUUAUUCUUAUCUUAUCUUUGCUUGUCUUUUGUCUUAUCUAUUGUUGUGUGGUGUAAAACAGCCGUACAAAUAAUGCCGAGCAGUAAUGAACACUAUCUGCUAGCUAUGUGUAUGACCGUCCUUUCCAGUGUAACUGCCGCAGGAACUCUGAUCUUUUUAGGAUACUGCUCAGAUGUUUAUUUUGCCCGGAUAGUCUUUGCCCAUAUCAGAAACCGAGCAGCUGGUUCUCCCCGGACCAAUUUCACCUCAGCAAUAACUCGAGUGUUUAGAUCAUUUGGAACGAUUUACAUUGGAACUCUUUUAUACUUAGUUAUCUUAUUGGCUAGAAUGCUAGCUAGAACUUUAUUUGAACGAGUCACGCGCAACAAUAACAAUGAAGGUAGUGUUGGCCUGAUGAUUAUAGCUUAUGUUCUUUACUUUGUGGUUUCGUGUAUCUUGUACCUGCUGGAGAUUGCAGUAGAUACGGUGAAUACUCACGUGAUGGUAUAUUCUGCCUUAUUUGGUACAGGGUACUCUAAGUCUAUGAAAGGAGCCUCUGAUGCAAUUAAGGCCCAAACAAGCUACAGGUAUGCUUUACUCUUCUCUUCGAUUGUUUUUAUUGCGGUUAGCCAGUUAGUAAUGCCUGUGCUGAUUUAUGGAUCGGCGGCUUUAGCUACAACGGCUGGAGGAGCAGCUAAAUCUCUUGUUUUUGGUGCCUCCGAGUUAGCAUUGUAUCGCUAUACUAUGUUUAUUGUCUUGUGUCUGAUUGCGUUUGAUUCAAUUAUGUCCGGAUUCUUAUCUUUCGAGCUGAUUAAUUCAAUUGAUCCACAAUUAAUCCAAACUGUUUAUCCUAAACUAGCUGCAACUAGCUAG
This is a messenger RNA of Nematocida homosporus, 1359 nucleotides long. RefSeq lists its product as uncharacterized. The transcript has a single exon. The record is from RefSeq and is a predicted model, not a curated record. Bases 1 to 1359 code for a protein of 452 amino acids. NCBI's taxonomy places the organism in Eukaryota, Fungi, Microsporidia.